Molecule: messenger RNA, 351 nt
Organism: Talaromyces stipitatus ATCC 10500
Lineage: Eukaryota; Fungi; Ascomycota; Eurotiomycetes; Eurotiales; Trichocomaceae
Product: short-chain dehydrogenase, putative
Exons: 2
Coding region: 1-351 (116 amino acids)
Source: RefSeq, a predicted model, not a curated record
AUGACAGUUGCAUUGGAGUCAUUCGUGCCAAAUCUCUCUGGAAGAGUGGCCAUAGUCACCGGCGGACAUGCCGGGUUAGGUUUCGGUACGAGUAUCGAACUAGCUAAAAAUGGAGCUCGUGUAUACAUCGCAAGUCGGUCAGCCCCAAAGGUUGAAGCUGUGAUACAAGCAAUUGUGGCUGAAUGCCCUAAUGCGGAUGUUCAUUUCUUGCGCCUGGAUCUCGCGGAUUUGACUAGUGUGGUUGAAGCAGCACAAGAGUUUAAAAAGCAUACCUCUUUCUUCGUACUAUCCGCUGAGUUAAGAGUAUUGCUAGCUUGUUCCAAAGGCGAGAGUCGGCUCUUCAUUUGCUGA